ACAAAUGGCCAUGGGCGGACGUAUCGCGCGCUGCGUCCCUGAAGACUUCGUAACUUUACUUCAAUAUCAAUAAAUACGCACAAAUGCAAUAAAAUGUAUUCAGAACUUUAACGUGAUCAUUUUAAAAAACAUUUUCAAUUAUUCUAUGCGGGUUUGUGUGAAAUUAAAACAAUGAUACGUAAUGACAUUCCAACCGAACGUGCUUAUUCGGAAUAAGAAUUUGCCGUGAAUGUGGAAAGCUAGACGUAUAUAUACCUACCCCCGCCACUGAGGAGCUAACCUAAUUUAAAGUUAGCAGCAAAACGGCGAGGAUGAGCAGCCACGUAUCAGUAUGGAGAUGAAAAAACAUGAGAAGCCCGGCAGCCUGUCGCCAGUGAAGCCGGCGCUCAAGAAAGACAACGACGACGGAAAAUCCUCACGGUCCAGUAGUAAAUCUGAGAAGGAACUCAAACUACCUCCGGAGAAAUCCCCCAGCGAUGACGGCACAGGACUAAGAAGGGAGCGACGCCUGUCCAAGGCUAGUGAGAGCUCAAAGGACACAUUUGAGAGACAAGACUCCAAAUCCGCAAGUCUUACAAGUCCCAAGGUGUCCAGAAAGUAUUUCACGAACUGGCGUCAAGCAUGCGACAAGACAAAGGAUAAGACCAAAGAGCUCCUCAAACGCUGGCGAACGUUACCAGAAGCUGAGGCUUCGGAGACACAGAUGCAGGCUUCAGGGAAUGCUGAGGAGGAGAAGCAUCACGGGUGGAGCGUUCACGUUUGGACUACUUGGGUGAACCGGUGCAGCGAAGACCUGGAAUGUCUGGAUUUAGAAGAGGAGCAGCCUCUUGCCCAAUUGUGCUCGGUCCAAGCUGACAAGAUGACAUUGUUCUUCACAGAGCUGUUAGACCACGACCGGGACGACGUCAUCUGCGAUCAGGACUUCGACCAAUUCUUCGAGAGGCUGGCACACUUCGCCGACUGGUCGAGCAACUCGUCCGAGUUUCAUAUACUGCUAGAAGUGAAGCAAGAAUUCAUAGAACAUUUCAUCAACCCGUUACCCGCUAAAUGGGGUGAACUGCCGUACUACAGAAGAGUGUGCGGUCCUGAAGCAAGUGGAAUCAACAUUCCAGGACGGACCACUCUGGAAGGCUGGCUGGCUAGAUGGGCACUUCACCUUAGCGAGAUGAAGCGGUUUUCUGAUCUGCCCCUCUAUCUACAGUACUUGUGCAAGAUUCUGUUCCACGUCGUUGACAGAGCAGGCUCUGGUGAGAUAACGAAGCAAGCGCUCGCCGCUUUCUACCGCUCUGUCAUCGGUCUCACUGGAAGCAGAGUCGAAGAAAUUAUCGACACAGCUUACAAUAGAAUGACAAGUAAUGGUUACCUUAUCCUGGACUACGGCACCUUCGUCCACUGCUUCACCAACUGGUUAAUGGGAAAGAACCCCAACGGCCCUGGUCAGUGGGUUCUCGUUCCUCCAAAGGAUUCUCUGCCACAGCCGCCAUUCCCCGUCGACUACAGCGCCCUCAACACCGAGCCAGCGAAAUUAGAACCUUAUGCACCAGACAAAAAGACUAACAGACAUUCUGUUAUAGUGUGAAAAACACACGAGGUCAUGUUCAGUGGUAUUACAGAAAGCAGAGUUUCCAAUCUUGGAUACAAAUAUCGAUCUUUUGAAUUGAUCCAAUUGAUGAAAUCAUUCCAGGAAAAAGUUGCUGUUAAAAAAAGUCAAUUGUAUAUUUACGUUUAAAACAAGAACACUACAGAAAGUAAAACAGAAACCUACGCAGAGCUACACAGAAAAUAAUAAUUAUCUAAAAAAAAGUAAACCGCACUGGUGUCAUUACUACUGUGGUUUAGCCUUUCUAAGAAAAAAAAAUACACUGACAUAAGGAACAACACAUUAUAUAAUCAUAUAUAGAUCGAGAUAGAUUGAAACCCUCACAGAAAGAAAUGCGGUUCGGCGCAAAAGUCAAUUUACUGCUAACUUUAGAUAAAUACGUAAGAAGUACCUAUCCGAAAUAUAUUAAGUACGACCUAUUGAGUGAAUGCAAAAUAUUAUUCCUAACUUUGUUUCCCUAUACAUUUAAGGCGUUAUUUCUUUGUCUUUUAAUGUGUGUAGAUACUUGAAUUGAUGCAUUCCGCUUGUGUUUGAGAAUGAAACGCUUUAUAACUUGUACUUAUCGUGCAAUUCGACCAAACCUCUAUUUACAUUAUUAUAGUUAUAUUUUAAGUCGUUGUAAAUAGUAGAAUUAAUUAUGCACAACACGGUAAGCAAGAACUGCCUUAAGUAAGCGUAUUCACAUUUCACGACAUAGCCUUAUUUUGUACCUUAAAUAUAAAGAUAAUGUAAUAUGCGUAGAUUAAAAUAAAUUCACUGAAUCUACUUCAAUAAAUGCAUUCAUUUAU
Messenger RNA from Galleria mellonella (greater wax moth), 2388 nucleotides. RefSeq lists its product as uncharacterized. Bases 332 to 1579 code for a protein of 415 amino acids. The transcript has 8 exons. The record is from RefSeq and is a predicted model, not a curated record. Lineage: Eukaryota; Metazoa; Arthropoda; Insecta; Lepidoptera; Pyralidae.